Python bivittatus (Burmese python) is the source of this 12558-nucleotide messenger RNA. NCBI's taxonomy places the organism in Eukaryota, Metazoa, Chordata, Lepidosauria, Squamata, Pythonidae. The record is from RefSeq and is a predicted model, not a curated record.
CCAGAUGGGUUUAUGGAGCCAUAAGCUCUUUGGGGCUUUAAAGCUCAGCUGUUUCAGUUGACCUGGAAAAGAGGAGGCCAGACCACUUGUGGACCUGAGUGAAUAGUUACUGACCGGGAAAUGGCUGGAGGUGAUCCCUAAACCAUGAGAUUUCUCUGUAGAUUCUGAGGACCCUCCAAUGCAACUGUCAACGCCCAACCCUUCCUACUACACUGAGGUUUCAGAAUAAAUUUGAAUGUGAAUUAUAAAUAAGUUUAACAUACAUAUAUGUGUGUGUGUGUGUGUGCAUGUGUUAAACAUAUAUAAUUUACACACACACACACUAAAAAAACCCCUCCAAAAUUCCAGUCCCACCUACAUAUCAUCCAACCCAUCCCUGGGCUAACUAAUCCACCAGAUCAGAAUUUUCUUUCCCUUGAUAUUUUUUCAAAGAACAUUGUUGAAAUGAAUAAUUUAGUGCCCACCUUAUUCAUUUACUUAUCACCGAACAGUAGUUGAUCAAGCCUCCCCUUCAAACUACAGCAAUAUAUCUAACUCUACAGAUCUAUGCUUUUAGCAUCUCAUCCUAGUGUUGCACAUCUGGAUUUUUCCAGCAGGGCCCCAAUUUAGAAUUCUAUUAAGAAAAGCCAAGACUCUUUUAACACAUUCAGGCUGUAAUUUUAUGCCCGCUCACUUGGAGGAAACCCAGUGUAACUCAACAGGAAUUACUUCUGGGUAGAUACAGAGAUAAGAUAAAGGUUCCUUUAUUACUGCAAGCCCCUUGAGACUCCUCCUGGAGAAAUUGCUAUAGUAACUUCCUGAGCUCUUAGUUUCAUGUGAAUGGCAAUGGUGUCUCUCUGCCCUGCAGAGGAACUAUUCAAUCCUUACUCCUUGAAACAUGCUUAGUGGGUAUUUCUCUUUUCAGUCACUGAGAGAACAAUGCUUUGAGGAAAGGGGCUGUGCAGAAACUCCUGCUUUGAACUUGCUCAGGUUGCAUGUCACAAUUUGGAAAGAGAGGAGUGAUUUGGAAAAGCUGCAGUCAACCAGCUACAAAUAUGAGUGAUUCUUCAUGAGUUUCUGUGGAGCUAAAGAAAUUAGUUUCUUUGGGUUCAUUUCCAUGCUGAUCUGAACUUGAUAUGAUAUAGAGUAUUGGAUCAACCAUGAAUGAUAAAGGCUCCUAUUUUCUCAUCCCAUUUUCUCCAUGUAAUUCCUGUUAAACAGAGAGAGAACUCUUGGCAUAGUAUCUGUAUUAAUCAGCGUGACAAUUCAAGAAACAGUGCAAUUGUUUUUCCAAUGGCAUUGAUUACAAAAGAUUGGGAUCUUCCCAAUCUCCAGAAUUCAUCAAUGGCAAACUGCAUUUGCAUAUGGCCAAAAAAGCUACAUCAAAGUGUCCAUGAAGAAGACUUGAUCUGAUAGUCAAAAAGGUAAUGAGUAUUAUCUGCACCUUCUAUAUUUUUCCCCUCUGGUCUCAUUCUUUAUUAUUCUUCCACAAGCUCUGUGUGUGUGUGUGCGCGCACGCCUAUCUCAAGCUAAUACUAGGGGUCAUAAUAUUAUCCUAAGAGGAUUCUAUGACAUAUUACAUUUGUUAGUUUUAAGGUGCAGCAAGACUCUUUGUAUUCUCCUGGACCUUGUUAAAAUUCUAUGUGCUAGUUAAGAUGAGUGCCUAGGGCAAGGGGAGGCAAAUGAUGGAAAGUACAUUGCAACACCAUGAUGCAAUGUAAGAGUAGACCUUGCACUGUGAUGUCAUCAUGGAUGUUUCAUCAUUUUAAUGGAAUCUUAGUUUGCUGUGGACAUCUCUGGUUGGAAACAUGACCAAUUCGAGGGAUUAGCUUCUUUCCCAGAGACUGAGUCACUGUACCAUUACAUUUAGUAUUGUUUGUUCCAGUUCAUGCAGUUCAGUAGCAAAGAUAUUUCUCAUUACCUUGCCUGUUAGCAAAUUUGGGAACUUUCUUAAGCAGGGCUUGUGGUUGGUUUCUGCGUUUGUUAAUGAGUACCAGGUACAUAAAGACACCCUCCAUGGAGUAUUCAGCCUUCCAUUUCACAUAUUGUUGUUGAUGCAAUAGAUCCAGAGCUGUUUAUCAUGAAAGAGAUGGUUGGGUGGGGAGAGAGAAGAACAAAUGCAAACUUGGCUUUAAAUCAGCAGAUAAAUGGCUUCUAUCAAAUAACUGAAUUUGUGUUGGAAAAAUGUUCCUUUUUUUCACUACCUGUUCAUAUUUGAUCUGAAAAAGGAAGAAGGAGGAAGAAUUGCUUUCAGGAUUACUGUUCAAAGAAUAGAAUUCUGAUGACCAUUUCAUGGGCUGAGUGUACUUGUUUAAUGUAUUUAAUGUAAUGUAUUUAAUGUAAUGUGUUUAAUGUACAUGCACUUGUUUAAUGAUCAGGUAUCCAAGGCUGUGCAUGAAUCUUGAACGUCUGUUGAAUCAACAUCGCAUGUUCUGUUGAGCUGUCCAUUGUCCCAUUCUUGGCUCUCUGAAUUAAUAUCCCUCCUCUUUGUAAAUCACUCCAGCUGUUCUUUGACAGAAAAUACAUUUUCCCCAAUUAACCAAUACAUUGUUAGGAACCUCAAAAAAAGUAUUAAAGUAUUGUUCAGUCAUGAUCAUUGAAAGGAAAUUCUGAGUCUAAUUAAGUUCUCAUAGUUUUUCCCCAUGUUAUAAAGCAGUUAGAGUAGCGGGCUGGCAGAGAGGGAUGGAAAACUAGUGGAAAAGAAAUAAAGUGGGGGAUGCUGAACAAGAACAUUUCUGGCUCACUAGCUCCCUGAACAAAUUUAUCCCAAUCCAAUAUCUUAUUUGUAAACUAAGAAAGAAAAGCAUGCCAUUACAAGCAACCAACAGAAGCAGUUUAAUAGAAAGUCUUUGCCUGGCUCUGAAUGGGCAUCAAACUCAAAUCAAACUGGCUCUAUUCAACUUUCAAGGCUAUAAAUUGAGCCAGUCUGAGUCAGAAAGUUGAUUCUGUUUGGAAAGAAAGGUGCUUUUGCACAUGUAUCAAUUCAAUCUGAAUCAUCAAUCUGAUUGAGGGAGUCGAUUGGGGGUUGGGAAGAGCUGUCUUAGUCUGUGGCAACAAAACCAACAGAGUCUGGUAGCACCUUCAAGACUCACCAACUUUAUUGGGGUAUGAGAUGUCUUGAGCAGCAAAAUCGUAUGCCCCAAUAAAGUUGAGUUUUAAAAGUGCGAUCAGACUUCAUGCCUAUUUUGGAAUUCUAGUUCAACUGUUUUGAGAUCAAAUCUCUGAAUCUAUGUCAAUGCUGCCUUAUUGCAUGAGGGAGUUGCUUUAUGUACACUCAUGAAAAACAGUAAUCCGAUUGGUCAAGCCAAUCAAUUAAUUGAUCUGCAGGAAUGGGGAAUUUCUCGUAUUAGAGAAUUCAGAAAUUGCAGCUCCCAUCAGCCUCAGCCGCAGGGUUGAUUGUAAUCCAUCAGCUGGAAGGUGAUUAUUUCUAUUUUUUCCCAUUCCACAAAACUGACGGGAACUAAAUAAUUAACAGCAAGUUAUAAAAACACCCAUCAGUAAUUGAAGCAAAUUUUGUAUUGAGCUAUUCGCUAUCAACACCUGCUAAAAUAAUUCAGGCUUAUAAAGCAUUUCAAAAAUUCAGGCAUAUAAAGCAUUUCAAAAAUAGCUCACCCUCUUAUCAGUCAGAGACAGUAGAUAAAGGUAAUGUUUCAAAACAGCUCCUUUCAUAAACAUAAUUUAAAUCAAUAGAGUAGCACAAUGAUACAGAAGUAAUGCUCUAUGCAUUUGCUCUGUUAUGGAACGCUAUCAGUUGAGCGUUGGAAAGUCUACAGUGGCACAGUGAAAGGUCAUCCCUGGAUAGCCAGAGAAGACUAGUUUGACCUGAGUAUUAACCUGUAUUUUGAGUGGCCCAGCUGGGGAGUUUCAACAAGCAAUUUUACUAAAGGCUUUGGUUUCCCAAUGCUUGGGCUGGCUGAUGGGCUGCCAGGCCUGACAUAUAAAAGGAGGAAAAAGAAACAAGAAACUGGCAACCCUCAAUCAUUGAAAAGAUGAGUUUCUCCCUGUCUCAUCAAGUGGGAUAAUCUGGAUUUGGAAGAGAGAAACAAUACUGAGACUUGGCCCUGGUUUUUACCUGGACUGACUACCAAAUCAGAUGUGGCCUGGGAGAUCCAUGAUCUCUUUAAAAUAAUUUCUAAGUUAUCUCGAUUGGAAUAUCAGGAAAAGAACUAUCUAGGUUUUUUUCUGUUCUGGGUUUGAAGAGGAGGAAGAGGAGUAUAAGGAGCUUUACAUUCUUUCCUCAAGAGGUUUAGCAAAUAGAAGAGUAGGAUUUUGGGUAGGGUCUGAACUGCCAUAGGCAUGCAGUGACCAAAAGUCCAUUGCAAAAUCCAAUAGAACAGUGAACUUGCUAUCUGAGUGCUAAAUCUUAUACAUGCCUUUCCCAUAUACAAGAUGGAGGUUUUCACAGGUUUUUUUUUUUUUUAAAGUUCAGGCUUGAAACUUUAGAAAUUUUUUGGAGGGGACCAGUGACUAAGAGAACAUUCCACAAAUGUAGAGAGUAAGGAAGAUGACCUUGAUGGAAACAUGCAAGAACCAUUACUUAGGUAAAAGGGGCUGAAACAUUUUUUAAGUCCAAAACUAUGAGAUAACAUUCGGAAGUGUCCCAGGCAGACAUUUUCACUGACCUAUAAGGAGAAGGAGGAGGUACAGCACAAUCAGACUUGCACCAUUUUGUUAUUGUAGCCAAUCUUAAUAAAUGUAGGUAUAGCCUUCCUAUGGAAGUGUUUCCUGGUCUGGUCUACCUAGUAUGGCUGACACCAAAUGGCCCAAAGCAAUUUAGUAGGCUCAGUGGGUAAUAAUAAAUACUGAUUGUUGGGGAGAAAAGUGGAGGAAGAUAAAAUGGAAAAGAACAUAUAGAGAAUAGAAAAUACAUAGUAUUGCAGAUUUCAUUGGGUUCUGUUUGCCACCAUGUUGAUGAAUACAGAGGAGUUCAACGAUAUAAUUAAAAACUCUAGAUACUGUGACCAUCUCACCCCACUAAUGUUGUUAUAAGUAGAUAAGUUGCUUGAGUAGAUAUGUUGGUUGUUUUCAUCCAUAUCUACAGGAUAUGGUAAAAAUGUCAAGAUGGUGGCCAACACUGCAGUCAAAACUCCUAAUUUAUUUUGGCUGCUCUUGAAAAGCAGAGUUGAACCUUUCGAGUACUAUGGAAGCCUACUAGGAAACCCAGGACUGUAAAUUAAAUAGAGAUUAAAAAAAAAAAAAAACCUCCUUGAAACCACUUCCACAUUGUUGCCAAGAAAACAACAUGGAUGUGUUACAUAUGAAUUCACCUCCCUAGGAGAUGAACUCAACUUGAAUGAGACUUACAUCACCAUUAUUUAACAUUAAUCCCCCUUUGACCACAUUAGGCAUGUACAUACAUAAUAACACCAAACCUAGCUGCAUCAGAAGAAGUGGCCAGGAGAUCCUAUAGUUUUAUGGAGAUGUGAUUAUACCAUGAAAUGUACAACACUCAUAUGUACACCUCUUGGUCACCUUAGCAAUAAGGCAACCAUGGUCAUAGCUAACUUCGUUUUAGGGCUCUCUUCCCAAAGAAGCGAUUUUUCCCCUCCGCAUGGUGCUGAAGGGACAGCGACGGCACGCAAAUAGGAAGAGCCUUCUCCUUCCACGAGAGGAUCGACUUGUCCACCACCAUCUAUGGUGCUUAGGCAAGGUUUGAAUAGGGCUCCGUCCACAGAUGAGGGCAGGGCAGGGAGGGGCCGUGUGAUGCACCGUCCUUAAUAGGGAAAUGCAGCCCUGUUCUGCAUAAAGAAGGAUGGAUCAAAAUUCUUUUGUAGGACAAUGGUUUUCUUUGAUCGGUUCAAAUGUCACAAACUUGUGUGCAAGCUUUUGGGUUCUGCAGAGCUCCUGAACUAGGAAGAAAAAUGAAAGGGGAGGGGAAAGGCUGCAAAAAGUGGGGAGGGAGCGCACGAUUUUGAAACCCUGGUGUUAGCCUUUAGUCCCAGUCUUAAAACAAAAUUCAGUAUUAUAGAGCAUGUGUUUUGCACACCGGCAAUAUUGCGUUGAGGGGUGGGGUGGGAUGGAGAAGGAUUUCAGGUAGCAAUUGAAUUGGAAAAGGCACAUCACCAAGACUUUAAAGAGCUGCCUGGAAAAAUAGAUUUGUCUUCCUGGGCCUGGAGUUUUCAGGCAUGUUUGAUUGGUCAUGUUAGGCACGUGGGAGAGUAGGAGUUGGUUCCAACCUAUCUGAAGGGCACCAGGUUGGGGAACACUGGAGUGGACAAUAUACAAGAUGGCCAUAGGAACACAUGCACAUUCAUGUACCCUCCCAGCAGCUGCUUUCUCUUUAGCAUCCGCUCCACACAAACAAGACCCCGUUGGCUGCCUUGUCAAGGUCAAAUUUUUGUGUUCUGAAAAUUCUCCCUCCCUUCCCCACCCCCGGCAAGAAAUUCUCUUCACUUGCUUUGUCAGAGGCGUCUCUUUCCAUGGCCGCGAGCAGAGGGUGCGGGUGGGGGGAGCAGUACCUUAAGUCACUGCAGUAGCACCCCAUCUUUUUGACUGGGCAAUUCCACCCCACUCUUCCUCACCGAUCCCUGCCCCUGAAGUGGGUCUCUCUUCCCACUCGUUCCCGGAAAAGGGUUGUCUGCAAAAAAAGAGCUGCUCGGGGCAGAGGGGCGUGGGAUCCGAGGAUUCCCACGCGCGGCUUGCCCAUGAGUUGGGUGUGGCUGAAUUAGGAAAGCCUUCUGCCUUCAAGGAACGAGGAGGGGGGAUCAGCUUCUGCGACACCCCCACCCCACCCGCUCCUCUUCCCUACCACUUGUAGGAGCUGCAGUGCGCCGGGGCUUCCCCCUCCAAGCUGCUGGUCCAGUCCAAUUCGCCCAUUUCAAUUGUCACCUCACUUCCGGAUCAAUCCUUAAUUUCUGCUGCAGAGUGAGUGGGGCUUUCUCUCCCUUUCCCUUCCUCACCCUUCGCUCUUUUCCUGCCCACUCCCCCUCCCCUUCCUCCUCAUCUGGCUGCUGGGAACUUGAACCCAGCCCUCCCGCCGGCUGCGCUGCCCCGCCCAUCUUCGCCCGCCCCUCCACGCCUUUCCCAGCGAUCACCUCCCAAUUUCGCGUCUCCCAACGCCGGGCUCCCCUUCCAACCUCGCCUGCCUGGUAUCUAUGAGGGUGAGGAGGGGCAAUACAAAAGGCUCGCUUCUGCCCACCCCCGCCUUUGCCAAGGGCCGGAGGCUUGGCCGCUAGCAGGUUGCCUUCUCCUCGCCUCCGGAGGAUAACAGAGAGCCAGGCGAGGGCGAGGCGAGACGCGCCCCGGGGCGAGCCAUGGCCGAGAAGAAGCAGGCGGCCAAGCCCGGUGGCGAGGAGGAGGAGGAGGUCCCAGCCUUCUUCAAAAACCUGGGCUCCGGCAGCCCCAAGCCCAGACAGAAAUUCUGUGGCAUGUUCUGCCCGGUGGAAGGCUCCUUGGAGAACAAGACCAUCGACUUCGACUCCCUCGCCGGGGGACGUGGCUCUCCUUCGGGCAAGAUCGUGGCCAAACAGCGGGACGUGGCUCACCUCGGACCAGAGGCUCCCUCCGUCUCCUCGUGGCAAGGCAGGAAGGUGGAGAUCCGGAGAGCCAGCGGCAAGGAGGCUUUGCAGAACCUGAACGACAAGAGUGAUCGCCUUUUGAUCAAGGGGGGCAAAAUAGUCAAUGAUGACCAGUCCUUCUAUGCAGACAUUUAUAUGGAAGAUGGGUUGAUAAAACAAAUAGGGGAGAACCUAAUUGUGCCAGGAGGAGUAAAAACCAUUGAGGCUCAUGGACGGAUGGUGAUCCCUGGAGGAAUUGAUGUCCAUUCUCGUUUCCAAAUGCCUGACCAAGGAAUGACCUCUUCUGAUGACUUCUUCCAAGGAACAAAAGCAGCCCUGGCUGGGGGCACCACUAUGAUCAUUGAUCACGUUGUUCCUGAGCCAGGCACCAGUUUGAUCUCUGCAUUCGAUCAGUGGCGAGAAUGGGCAGACAGCAAGUCCUGCUGUGAUUACUCUUUGCAUGUGGAUAUCACAGAGUGGCAUAAAGGGGUUCAGGAGGAGAUGGAGGCCUUGGUUAAGGAUCAUGGAGUCAAUUCCUUCUUGGUGUAUAUGGCUUUCAAGGACCAUUUUCAGCUAACAGAUUCUCAGAUUUAUGAGGUCCUGAGUGUAAUCCGUGACAUUGGUGCAAUAGCUCAAGUCCAUGCUGAGAAUGGUGACAUCAUUGCAGAGGAGCAACAAAGGAUCUUGGAACUGGGAAUCACUGGCCCUGAAGGGCAUGUGCUGAGCAGGCCUGAAGAAGUGGAGGCCGAAGCUGUGAACCGGGCUAUAACCAUUGCUAACCAAACAAACUGCCCCUUAUACAUCACCAAAGUGAUGAGCAAAAGUGCCGCUGAAGUGAUUGCCAUGGCCAGGAAGAAGGGCACUGUGGUGUAUGGUGAGCCCAUUGCAGCCAGCUUGGGCACCGAUGGAUCUCAUUACUGGAGUAAAAACUGGGCCAAAGCAGCUGCUUUUGUCACUUCUCCACCACUGAGUCCUGACCCAACUACUCCGGACUUCCUCAAUUCUCUGCUCUCUUGUGGAGAUCUCCAGGUUACUGGCAGUGGCCACUGUACUUUCAAUACUGCCCAGAAAGCUGUUGGGAAGGACAAUUUUACUUUGAUCCCACAAGGAACCAAUGGAACUGAGGAAAGGAUGUCCAUCAUCUGGGAUAAAGCCGUGGUUACUGGCAAAAUGGAUGAGAACCAGUUCGUUGCUGUAACUAGCACCACAGCAGCCAAGAUCUUCAACCUGUAUCCACGGAAGGGCCGCAUUGCAGUGGGAUCUGAUGCUGACCUGGUGAUCUGGGAUCCCGACAGUGUCAAGACAAUCUCAGCCAAGACACAUAACAUAAAUGUGGAGUAUAAUAUCUUUGAAGGUAUGGAGUGUCGUGGGUCUCCCUUAGUGGUCAUCAGCCAAGGAAAAAUUGUGCUGGAGGAUGGCAACCUCCAUGUAACUGAGGGGUCCGGCCGAUACGUUGCCAGGAAACCCUUCCCUGACUUCGUUUACAAGCGUAUCAAAGCAAGAAGCAGGCUGGCUGAAUUGAGAGGUGUCCCACGCGGUUUGUACGAUGGCCCUGUUUGUGAAGUAUCGGUGACACCAAAAACGGUCACGCCAGCUUCCUCGGCCAAGACUUCUCCAGCGAAACAGCAGGCUCCACCUGUGAGGAACUUGCACCAGUCUGGAUUUAGCUUGUCGGGUGCACAAAUCGAUGAUAAUAUCCCACGGCGUACUACGCAGCGUAUAGUUGCACCACCUGGUGGCCGCGCCAACAUCACCAGCUUGGGUUAAAAACAACAUGGGGGGAGAAAAAGUCCACUUAGCAGAUGGUGGGAGAGGGUGGGGCACUUGAAAAGACCUUUUUUUUAAAAUAAUUCUUUUAGAGCCUGUGAUGGUUACUGCGGGCAAGCAGUGGAUAAGGCCUAAUUGAGGCCAUAGUCUCCCCCCCCCUUCCUUUUAUUGUUAAUGAUUUCCCACCCCAUCUCUUCACAAAACCUGCUCACUUCUCCCUUCCUCCACAUUUGGGAACAGACACCCCCCCCACUUUUCCAUUUUUGAAAGAGAUAAACAUUGACGUGUAGAACUUGUAGUUGACGUGACCAUGAACAUCAUCGUUUCUUUGCUUUGCCUCUUUUUUUUUUUUUUUUAAUCUUUUAAAGGAAGGAUAAAGUGAAUUUCCUGUGAGCUGCCUCUUUUUUUCCUCAUCUAUUAAGGUUUGUUUUUUGCUUUCGUGAAAGAGAAAUAAAGGGUCUAAACUGGACUUUUCCAAAACUGGACUUACCAAUCAUGCGACUUAGAACAUGGGAGUAAUUAUCCAAGACCAAACCCAUUUAUGGCCUUCUUUCCCUUUAGAGGAAGGAAGAUUUUGUGCUGCUGAGUCGAGGGGUAAUUGGGAAGUGGAGAAUGUAUCCCAUCUUAUUUUGAUAUUUAAUAUUCUUAUCCCACUCUUGCAGCAAUUGAAGGAUUCUUCAUUUUCUUCUAAAUAUAUAUAUAUGUAUGUAUAUGCAUAUGAUUGUGGACUUGUUCCUGCACGUUGCAUUGUUUGAGAUGCCUUAUUUUAGGAUGGAGAGAAUCUUUCCUUUUUCCUGUUCUCUUGAGUUUUUUUCCUGUUCUCUUGAGUUUUAGGGUCCCCAUAGCUUCACCAUAUUCUGGUCAUUUCUUGCAUCAACUCAGCCUUGAUUUUUGGCAUCCAAAUGAUAACCUUUCAGAGGUUCUCCAAUAUGUUCUUCUGAGUUUUGGAAUCUAAACCAUACCUUCUAAAAGAGAUCCUCCAUUGUACUAUCCCUAAAGUUACCUGAUUCUAUAUAGAGUGGCUUGUUGUUUGAACUGUUCCACCUCUAUUCAUUGCCAAUAGGUUCUUAGGAAAUUCAAGCCACAGACUCUUUGUUUGAGGGGUUGAGCGCUCAGAGCAAGGGACCUGGCCAGGGAGCAUCUUGUAAAUUACUUCCUGCAUUUAAAAAAAAAAAAUUGCGUGGCUUUUAGAGAAAUUAAAAAAAAAUCAGUUGCAUUAGAAAAAGAGGGCAUCAGUCCAUUCUUACCACUGUUCCAAAAUAAGAGGGCCAGCUGCAUAACUUAAAAUCACCAUGACUUGCUUCUUACAUUCCAACAACACAUGAGCUCUUUCAUAGCUGGGAAUCUGAAUGCCCUAUCUUCCUCCUUCAGCUCAAUCUUCAUCUUUCUGUACCAUUAUAUAGUGUAGUCUUGGAGAGCCGGUCCUUGGCUGAGUGAAAACUGAGAUAUAGGAGAGACAUGUAGGACUGAUUCCCAGAAUUCUUUGAUGCAAGAAAAAGAGAAUGGAUGGAAACUUGUGGCAAAUAGAAGUCCUUUUAGUUCUUUGGUCACAUUAUAUCUGGAUUAGCCUUGGAGUUGAGGUUGGGCAAUCUCUUCUGUACAACAGCUGUUUUGGGCUUGGAAUUGAAGGUUUUGGGUUGAAGUCAUUGCCUGAAUCAAACCUUGCACCUUUUGGGUGUUUUGGUCCAUGCAUGGAAUUAAAUAGGGCUGUUCUGAUCUGUGUACAGAACAAAUGGUAGUUGUUUUGAUCUGGAUGCAAGUGGUUUGGGUGGCCUGGGGAAAAAGCCAAGGACUUUGCCUGCUUAGGGUAGGAAGGGAAGACACUAAGGAUAAUGAGGGAGCUGAUGGGAUGUGUCUUGCUAGGACAUGGGUGGCAGCUGAGGAGAGCGAGAGAAGUCUCUGGAAAUGCUAUGGGGUGGGCUAGUGGAAUAUGCUACUUGGAGCUGCUGAGGGGAGGAGGAGAGAGAAUAGGUAACAUUCAUCAACUUUACCCUACUUGUCCAUCCAGUGUUUGCUUGGCCAAAACUCAUAAUAGCUAAAGCGUCUGGCUUUAGGUUUUCCUGACCUGAAAUAGUUCAGCAGAACAUGGAGACCUCUUAAUUAAUAUUUAUUAGCUAACUUGGUCCAAUGAAGUAGGUGAUCCUCUUAGCUCACUCCCAUCCCAUGAUAGAAUCUUAAUGUGUAUAACUUAAGAGAUUCAUCUAUCUCAAAUGUAGCCCACACAAGAAUUGGCUUAAUUCACAGAUCCUAGAUGAUCAGAGCAUAUAGAAAUGUGACAACUUCCAUUAAACCUACUAAGAGGUUAACUUGCAAAGUCUCUAUAAUCUCCCUUUUCUUUCCCAUCCGUGUUGUGUUGGUUUAGUCAGUAUUUUGCCACUUCCUUCCUUUAUUGUUUACUGCUUCCUUUUUUUAAUACCAGUCUUCACAUACAUGUAUUUGAUUAAUCUGUGCCUUUACUUACCUUGGAUGCAAGUCUUGGAUAGGUGACCUUGGAAGGGUUUUAUAGCUUCAUUCUUAAAUCAGAUUGACUGUGCUAAAGCAAGAUUUAAGUAUCUACUUUCCAUAAACUAGACCAGAUGCCCCGUGAAAAAUAGGAUUGCAUUCAAGGCCAGAGGUUCUAAGGACUUUACACAGCACAAUGACAUAUUAAGAUUCCCAAAUUACUAAUACAUGAAUAAGUCAUGAAUGUUUAUUCCUCUCUUUCCUCUAACUUAAGGUCAGAAGUGAUGCAGUCCAACAUGCCAUUGCUUCUGUCACUUCUUCCAUCCAUAAACCAAGCAUAGCGUGGUAUUACUUCCCCAAGUUCUCCAGAGUUGAUAUCUACAGGUUAUAGUCAACUUUACUGGUCCCUCCUGGAUCCUUGGAGUGUCCAUACCUUUUCAGCUUGCCCUGUACAGGGCCUACCUUUCACCUCUACACCACAGCAUUUACUGGAACUUGUGUGAAGCCUACAUAUGUUUGUAGAUUUCCUUUUAACCAGUGUUCUUGAUAGCCAUGGAGCAAUGGGUGACAUGCAUAAUCCAAUGUGUUCCUCCUUCCAUGGAUUUGGCCACGUGAAGGUAUUCCUUAGGACACGUCCUGUCUUUGGUCUAAAUUCUCCAGUGCUCAGACCGGAGUGUAAAAAACCCUGCCAAUUGGAUGCUGAAACGUGUGGCAUGAAUGGUGUGAAAUUUGAAAGUAACUCGCCCUUUUUCUUUUUUUUCCACCUUCAUGCUGGUAAGGGCAAUUCAUUCCAGACCCUUUCAAAUGGGUUUCUUAAUUUUUAUUUACUUAAGAGAUUGCACUUUUAUUAAGAAAAUAUUUAGUAAGUGUAAUA